CCCCCUUAUUCUUGUUUACAAGUAUGAGCGAUUUACAAAAAAAUCUGUUGAAGUCAAAAUUACCUCCAAUUGUACCCAAAACAACAAAGGGGUUACACGGACGUUAUAAGGAUUAUUCACCGUCUCAAUGGAACCAGUUUUUUCACGAUUAUAUUGAUGUUAUGAUAGACGAAAAAUCGGUGUUUCGAUGUUAUCGAAGUAAACCAGCAGAAAAACAUGAUGCUCUACUAUUAAUACUUCUACAUGGUGGUGGAUACAAUGCUCUUUCUUGGGCAGUAUUUUCAAAAGAAAUCACUUCAAUAAUUCAUUGUGAAUGUUUGGCAAUUGACUUCAGAGGUCAUGGUAACACUGUAACAGACGACGACUACGAUCUUUCAGCUGAAACAAUGGCAAACGAUAUUAGUAAAGUUAUUAAACAACUUUAUAAAGAAUCUCCAACCAUUCCUAACAUGACACUUAUGGGUCAUUCAAUGGGAGGUUCAGUUGCGGUACAUAUUGCUCACAUGAAAUUGAUUUCAUCAUUACUAGGAAUUAUUGUCAUCGAUGUUGUUGAAGGAACAGCUUUGGAAUCUUUACAAUCGAUGCAAUCAUUUCUUCGUUCACGUCCUAACUAUUUCAAAUCGAUUCCAAAUGCCAUCGAAUGGUGCGUUCGUAGUGGGCAAAUCAGAAAUCUAGAAUCUGCCAAAGUUUCAAUGCCCGGACAAAUAAUUAAUUGUGAAACAAAGAAGCUUGCAACAGCAGAGCUUCCAUUAAAUAAUGCUGAAGAAAGUUCAACUGGUAUAACAAGUCAGUUUAGUAUCCCAGAAGAUGCGGAAGAAACUUCAGGUGAUGGCAUUUUUCAAUCACCAGCAGAAUUUAUUGCCAAAAAAUAUACUUGGAGAAUUGAUCUUUCAAGAUCGGAAAAGUUUUGGAAAGGAUGGUUUGAAAAUCUCAGCGAUAAAUUUCUGGAAGUUCCAGUUCCAAAAUUGUUAAUUCUAGCCGGAAUUGAUAACUUAGAUAAGAAGCUAACAGUUGGUCAAAUGCAAGGAAAAUUUCAACUUCAAGUACUCGCUCGUACUGGUCAUGCAGUUCACGAAGAUCAACCUCAUCAAGUCGCCGAAACUCUUGCGUCAUACUUACUACGAAAUAAAUUUGCCGAAGGAAAAUCUGAAUUUGUUUAUCAUAUGCCAGCAUGCUAGAUUGACUCAAAUUUUACUGAAACGAAAAAAUAUUGUAAUGGAAAAAGAUGUCCAUUGCAUUUAUUUAGAUUUUAGCUACUCAUAACGACGUGUUAUAAUAAUUUAUGAAUUACAAGUCAUAAUGUAUUUUUUUUCUUCAGUUUAACUAAAUGCUCAUUGACAUUGAAUAAUGUCGUCAUUAAAAUAAAAGCAUAAUUUUUAACAUU
This is a messenger RNA of Clunio marinus, 1384 nucleotides long. Lineage: Eukaryota; Metazoa; Arthropoda; Insecta; Diptera; Chironomidae. The record is from the annotation of a GenBank genome assembly.